AUGGGAAGACAAUUUCAAGGUAGGACAGGAAAAUCAUAUCUCUUUGCCGCUUGUUCAAAUGUCUGUUUUAGUGAAGCCGAAGAUAGACAAUUUAAUAGUGGAGAGUAUAAUGUUAGAGAUAUAAUAUGUAUAAAUUGUUCACAAAUCCUUGGUUGGAAAUAUGAAUAUGGAUAUGGAUAUCAAACAACAAAACAACAACAACAACAACCAUUUUAA
Molecule: messenger RNA, 216 nt
Organism: Cavenderia fasciculata
Lineage: Eukaryota; Evosea; Eumycetozoa; Acytosteliales; Cavenderiaceae
Gene: ypel
Product: yippee-like protein
Exons: 4
Coding region: 1-216 (71 amino acids)
Source: RefSeq, a predicted model, not a curated record